CCCUUUUCCGUGCAGGUAUUUGGCCAUUCGAUACCCCCUGCACUCGAGGGAGCUGCGGACACCCAGGAACGCCCUCAUGGCCAUCUGCUUCAUCUGGGGGCUGUCCUUCAUCUUCUCAGGCCCUUACCUCAGCUACUACCAGGAGUUCCAGUUGGCCAAUCUGACCGUUUGCCACCCCAUCUGGGAGAUCUCCCAGCGCAAGGUCAUGGACAUCUGCACCUUCAUCUUCAGCUACAUCAUCCCAGUGCUGAUCCUGAGCCUCACUUACGUGCGGACUAUUCGCUACCUGUGGAAGUCCGUGGACCCCCUCCAAGACAUGUCAGAGUCCAAGAAGGCCAAGCGAAAGGUCACCAGGAUGAUCAUCAUUGUAGCUGUCCUGUUCUGCCUUUGUUGGCUGCCCCAUCACCUGGUCAUCCUCUAUGUCUGGUUCGGGUACUUCCCCCUCAAUCACGUUACGUACGUGCUUCGCAUCCUCUCACAUCUCAUCUCCUACGCCAACUCCUGCGUGAACCCCAUCGUCUACGCCCUGGUCUCCAAACACUUCCGCAAGGGCUUCAAGAAGAUCUUCAUCUGCCUCUUGCACAAGAAGGCAGCCAACAAGGUGCACGUGGCCCAAGCGACGAACACCGUCAGCACGCUGGAGGCAGAGCUCAGCGAGGUGACCCAUGUCACUGAAGCCCUGCCUGGUCGCUCCUCCCUGUGCUGUAAGGUGCCAGCCCAGCCCUGGGGGGAGGCAGAGCCAGUGGGACAUCAGCAGAAAGUGGAUGGCUCCUUCAUCACCUUCAACCUUACUUAGC
Molecule: messenger RNA, 797 nt
Organism: Tauraco erythrolophus (red-crested turaco)
Lineage: Eukaryota; Metazoa; Chordata; Aves; Musophagiformes; Musophagidae
Source: RefSeq, a predicted model, not a curated record